AGGAAGGAACGGAGGUCAGAAAACAAGCUUCGAGUUUUGGAACUGGUGUAGCAGCUUCUCCUGAAAAGUGCCCUAAACAAUGUUGAAUGAAGUGAAUUAUUCCAAGUCAGGUUAAGAGGUCGCAGGGUUGUGGCCCUUUAUUUUUGGUAUUCGUCCCUUCUUUGCUUGCCAUCUUCACAUCCUCUCACGUGGAACAGGAAGUGAUCUGGUACUGCCGCCAUCAUCGCAUUAUUGAGGAACACCACAUAACUCAGAUACUCUCAAAGAUUUCACACUCGACUCGAGAUAUGAGACAAGGGACCAUGGUGAUUGGCAUUUGGCUGCUGAUGGCGACGCUUUUUUGUGGAGCAGUCAUGUCAGCUCCAGUACCUCCACACCAGUCCACAGGCUCUGUGACCCCAGAGGACCUGGUGGAGGUGCCGUUGGGCCAGUCUACAGUGUUGUCCUGCCAGCUACAUCUGCCUCCAGGCUCUCUGGAGCAGAACUGCGUCAUAGUGCAAACCAAAGACACUCGGGAGAAGAACACACCUUUGUUUCCAACCGGCCCGGAGAAGGAAGUGGAAGUGCUCGAGCAGGUGCUCCUCUACUUGAGGAAAGGUCAGGAGAAGCCCGAGUUUCAGUCCCCGCUGUACCGAAACAGGACCAGCCGCUGGGAUGGGGGAGACGUCAGCGUGCAGCUAUGGAACGUGUCUGUGAGAGACAACAACACCGUCUUUCAGUGUUUUGUGACUCCUGGCUGCCAGGAAUAUGUGCUCAAGAGAGAGAUUACACUACGGACAGUGGAGAGGACAGAUGGUGUGAAUCAGAACCCUACUGUGACCGUGACUGCAGGUGUGAAUCAGAACCCUACUGUGAUCGUGACUGCUGUGGUUGUACCUGUGCUGCUGCUGCUGGGUGCCAUUGCGGUUCGUUGUGUCUGCACCAGAAUAAAGCGUUCUAAAUCUGCUGCAGGAGCCAAUCAAGAUGCCACAGAGGGAGGGGCCAUGGGAGCAGUGGAGAAUGGAGUGAUGGGGAAACCCACUGAGGAGAGCGUGGGAAACCAGGACCAGCCGGACGGACCGGUUGUGAUGACCGAGGACCAGCCGAAUGGAUCAUUGAACCGAGACCAGGACCAGCCCAAUGGAUCAACUACUUACUUGAAGAAACAGCAGCACCAGCAGAGUGGAUCAGCUGAGAGCACAGCAGCACCAGAACAGGAGCCUCUGCUCAGGAACGAACACAGCAGGGGGGAGGACGGCCGCGGAGGCCCGAGUGACCAGGACAGAGCCCUGAGUGAACAGGAGACCUUGGCUCAGGAGCUAGAGGAGUCGUCCAGUAACUGGAAGGGUGCUGGUUCGAGCCCAACUCCUCCUGACCUUGUCAAAGUGUCCUUGAGCAAGACACUUAACCCCAGUGCUCCCGAUGAGCAGGUUGGCGCCUUGCCUCCGCCAUCAGUGUGUGUGAGAAUGUGA
Molecule: messenger RNA, 1451 nt
Organism: Alosa sapidissima (American shad)
Lineage: Eukaryota; Metazoa; Chordata; Actinopteri; Clupeiformes; Clupeidae
Exons: 8
Coding region: 288-1451 (387 amino acids)
Source: RefSeq, a predicted model, not a curated record